AUGCCAGAGCCGCUCGACGGCCGGCGGCAACUGGGCCUGAUCCUGGACACUGGCCGUAUGUCGGGUGCCGUGAUGCUUCACAUUGCAACAGGCGAGUCCCUGCCACCACUCUACGCGGGAGUUAGCAGAGGAGCCCGACACCUCGGACCUAGUCCUCAUCAAGCCUUUACGAAGCCUGCCUCCUUUGAGACCAGCAUGUACAUGCUGGUUCGGAUUACCUCUGUUGGAUUGCAUCUUGCAGAGAGUGGGAAAACGUUGCAUCACAAGGUCGAGGCAAGGCGAUCUGAUGCAGCUCAAAUGGGCAUGUAG
Molecule: messenger RNA, 309 nt
Organism: Symbiodinium natans
Lineage: Eukaryota; Dinophyceae; Suessiales; Symbiodiniaceae
Source: the annotation of a GenBank genome assembly